Cornus florida is the source of this 3488-nucleotide messenger RNA. RefSeq names its product probable transcriptional regulator SLK2. The transcript has 10 exons. Gene Ontology annotation, biological process: negative regulation of transcription by RNA polymerase II; positive regulation of transcription by RNA polymerase II. The record is from RefSeq and is a predicted model, not a curated record. Gene Ontology annotation, cellular component: transcription regulator complex; nucleus. The coding region runs from base 389 to 2938 and encodes 849 amino acids. Lineage: Eukaryota; Viridiplantae; Streptophyta; Magnoliopsida; Cornales; Cornaceae.
UUUACUUCGUCAGAACAGUUCAAGAAACAAUUCUCUCUAGCUCACAGUCUAGGUCUCUACUAUGAAUUAUUCUAAGGUCACAUGGAUUAGAAGGCUAAUAAGUUACUGAAGAACUUGGGACUUGUGUAUUAACAGUUUUCUUGUGGUGAUCAGUGAGAUUAUUCAUACAAAGCGCAAGUUCUGACUCUGUAUCUGGUUGCAGGAGAAGGUAUAAUUAUAUUAGUUUGUGUUCCUUUCGAUUUUGGAGUUGUAUAUUUUGAGGGUUCUCCGAUGAGAAUAAUUGAUGUGCUGUAAUGAGGCGUUCGGGCUUUUUCUUUUAACAUUAUAGCCACAAGGUCUGGCUUUGGUGAGCUACUUGGAUUCUGGCCACCAGGCGGCUCUGCUGCCUAUGAUGCCUUCCCAGGAGGUCGGCGGCUUAGCACAUUCUUCUUCUAGUUCCGGUAUCUUUUUCCAAGGAGAUGGGCAGUCCCAGGCUAUUGACCACUCUCAUUUGAGUUCGUCUUUUGGGAACUCUUCAGAUUCGAUUCCUGGAACUAUAUAUUCGAACCUGAGCGCGUUUUCUGGAGAUGCAAGUAAUACAGUCAUGAAUAGUGUGGCAACCUCAGGGCCAAGUGUUGGGGCGAGCUCUUUAGUUACAGAUGCCAACUCAGGACUUUCAGGAGGUCGCCGUCUUCAGAGAAGUGCUAGCAUUAAUACAGAGUCUUACCUGCGGCUACCUGCAUCACCCAUGUCGUUCUCAUCCAAUAAUAGAAGCAUAUCUGGCUCACCAAUUUUUGAUGGAUCCUCUAUAAUGCAGCAAAGCUCCAAUCAGGACCCAAGCUCCCAACAAGUGCAGCAAGGUGCUUCCAGUGCUACGUCCCUUCCUACAUCACGAAUGGGCCAUGUUCCAAUUCCCGCUGGCCAACGUGUCCGUGGCUCCUUCAUUCAGGAACCCUAUAAUGUGUCUCAGGUGCAGAAGAAACCCCGGCUGAAUGUUAAGCAGGAGCAAGAUGAUAUUCUGCAACAGCAGGUUUUUCAACAGAUGCUACAGAGACAGGAUUCAAUGCAGUUACAGACCCAAAAUCCACAGUUACAAGCAUUAUUUCACCAGCAGAGACUAAGGCAACAGCUUCUGCAGUCAAUGCCACCAGUGCAGCGAACCCACUUGCUGCAACAGCAGCAGCAGCAGCAGCAGCUACAGUUGAGACAGCAACUUCAACAACAGGGUGUGCAGCCUUUAUCUGCUAUGAAACGCCCCUAUGAUGGUGGUGUAUGCUCUCGUCGUCUAAUGCAGUUCCUUUAUCACCAGCGGCAAUGGCCAACUGCCAAUACUAUUGCCUAUUGGAGGAAGUUUGUGGCAGAAUAUUAUUCCCCACGUGCAAAGAAACGGUGGUGCUUGUCGUUAUACGAUAAUGUUGGGCACCAUUCACUAGGCGUUUUCCCCCAGGCAACAAUGGAGGCAUGGCAGUGUGAUAUUUGUGGUUCACAAUCUGGAAGGGGAUUUGAGGCAACUUUUGAAGUACUCCCAAGACUUAAUGAAAUCAAAUUUGGCAGUGGUGUCAUUGAUGAGCUUCUAUUUUUGGACUUGCCACGUGAAUACAGAUUCCCUUCUGGAAUAAUGAUGCUGGAGUAUGGGAAAGCAGUUCAAGAAAGUGUAUAUGAUCAACUCCGUGUUGUUCGUGAGGGCCAGCUUCGGAUCAUAUUCGCCCCUGAUUUGAAGAUAUUGACUUGGGAGUUCUGUGCAAGGCGCCAUGAAGAACUUCUUCCUCGUAGGUUGGUUGCACCACAGGUGAAUCAGUUACUGCAGGUUGCUCAGAAAUGCCAGAGCACAAUUGCUGAAAGUGGAUCUGAUGGGGUUUCUCAGCAGGAUUUACAGGCAAACAGUAAUAUUUUAUUUUAUCUCAGGGUUGUGACAGCUGGGCGUCAGCUUGCUAGGACUUUAGAGUUGAACUCACUGAAUGACUUGGGAUUUUCCAAAAGAUAUGUCCGGUGUUUGCAGAUAUCUGAGGUUGUUAACAGCAUGAAAGACUUGAUGGAUUUUUGCAAAGCACACAAAGUUGGGCCAAUUGAUGGCUUGAAAAAUUAUCCUCGACAUGCCAGUACAGCCAAGCUCCAGACGCGGGAGAUGGAGCAGCUAGCAGGUAUUCAGGGUCUAGCAUCCGAUCCCAAUGCUCUCAAUAAGUUAAUGGCAUUGCAUCCGGGAGUAAACAACCAAAUGAACAAUAACCAUCACACGUUUUGUCAAGGAGCUUCAAAUGGCUCGGCACAAGCUGCUUUGGCUCCGACUAACUACCAGAAUUUGCUGAUGAGACAGAACUCCAUGAAUUCGAGCUCUAAUUCAUUUCAGCAGGAGGCAUUGGCUUCUUUCAAUAAUUCUAACCAGAAUCCAUCCUCAACAUUUCAAGGACCCACUUCUCUACUGCCAAGAACAUUGCAGAAUUUACCAGCUACUGGCAUGUCAAAUUCUCAAAUGCCACAGCAACAGCAGCUGCAGCAACGCUCAUUAAACAAUAAUGGCAUACUCCAACAGAGCCAUUUUCCACAAUCUCAAGGCAGCCAGGCUUUACAACAGCAUAUGAUUCAGCAAAUGCUGCAGGAUAUGAACAAUAACACAGUUCGUGGGGUGCAACAGCAGUCCCUUUCUGGGCAUAAUGUGAAUGGGAGUGUGGCAAGGGAUGGAUUAGGGUUUGGAAGCAACAACAUCUCGACGGCUUCUGCAGCCUCUGGCAAUGGGCCUGGAAGUGUAAUUGGUCCCACACCAAGCAGAAGCAACAGUUUCAGAGGUGUUUCAAACAGUGACUCAUCUGCAGCUGGUAGCAACAAUGGAUCCAACCAGAAGGCAGUAGAUUUGCCACAGAAUUUCCAUUUGUCGGAAGGGAUGGUUCAGGAUAUGCCGCAUGACUUUACAGAAUACGGGUUCUUUAACAGUGAUAUCGAGGAUUACGAUUGGAAGGCAUGACUAAAAUGGUUUGGCCCUUCUAUUGGUUUUUGCUAGGUGAGCGUCUUUGCACUUAUCAUUGUACAGGUCAUUUCAACAAAUUUCUUAUUUUCAUUUCUCAGUCUCUGUUUUUCGUUUUUAGUCUCUUUUUUAAUUGUGGGGUUUGUUGUGAUUUCAAGCACUUCUACCCUGGUAGGUUUUUAGUUCUCCCGUCCCCGAAGCAUUUGCAAGUGUAAUUUAAUGGACAUUAGACUCGCGAACAGCUUUGGCUUCUUAUGAUAUGGUAUGCACAUGCUUCAUUCCUCCCUCAGCUUUCACUGCCAAAAUAGUUCUGAUAACGAAGCCGGUCCGAUGCAUACUGUAUAUUCGAGUUUGAUCGCUGUAAGCGUGUUUCUUUCCUAGUUAUUGCACUGUCUUUUGCUGAGGAUAAGAGUCCUAUAGGUGAAAGUAGCAACUCUCUUUUAUUUUUCAAUGCUAUAGAAAUGUGUACUUUUAGAAGAGAGUAAAUAGAGACUAGCAAUGGUUAUGAGCUUUUUUAUUGCAUCUUUUCCAAGCUAUUAUUUUUCUUAAA